Neurospora crassa OR74A is the source of this 1576-nucleotide messenger RNA. RefSeq lists its product as hypothetical. Gene Ontology annotation, biological process: phosphatidylinositol metabolic process. Lineage: Eukaryota; Fungi; Ascomycota; Sordariomycetes; Sordariales; Sordariaceae. The transcript has 2 exons. The record is from RefSeq and is a predicted model, not a curated record. Bases 178 to 1383 code for a protein of 401 amino acids. Gene Ontology annotation, molecular function: phosphatidylinositol kinase activity.
CUGAUCAGCAAGCACGGCCAGGCACUGUUUUCAGCUGAUCUCUGGAGAUCUCAAGACAUCAGGUGGGCCUCGGCUUUGGACCUCCCAUCUACCUUACCCAAGCUUCAGUUCUUCCGUCCAAAUCGAUACUUACCUUACCAGUCGAGACAGUAUACCACCUGAACAGAACGAAGCAUCAUGGGACGUUCAAAAGCAAUCGCACGCUCGAUCGCGCGGGCCAUUACCGGCACCUCUGGACUCGCGAAACGACGGUCCAGCAACAGCAAUCCCCUUCGCUUGAUCCUGUCGCUAUUCUCACUGUUCUUCUCUAUCCACCAGUUGAUCUUACAAAAGAUCCGACCAGCCGAUUUCGCUAACUUGCGUCGAAACCAUUGGGACGUUGAAGACAAUGACUAUUACGAUUCCUUCCAGCCACCACAAGAUGGCGACAAACCCGAAGAGUCUCUGACCUCGAUUGGAGACAUGGGUUUUUCCGGCUCGACCUUCUACUCAACCAAAGACCAAAAGUACCUCGUCAAGUCCGUCCCGCGCCACUCGGAACACUCCUUCUUCCGCCAAGACCUCCUGACGCCCUACGUCGAAUACAUGGCCACGCACCCGCGCUCGCUCCUCGUGCGCAUUUGCGACUUUUUAGGUGCUUCGGGAUACUCUAUUGGACGGAUUUUGCGGCUGGCGCCCUCGCACCAUAUCGUCAUGGAGAAUAUCAUGUACGGCCGCGGACGGUCGGAAUCCCAAAAGCGCGGCGACGUGGAUGUAGAUUGGGAGGAUUGGGAUCUGAAGCCCACUUCGUACUUUUAUCCCGAGCGCGACAUUGCUGAUGGGGCGCUGACGAGCGAGGCUACCAAGAGCCAGUUGGCGGAUGAGUUUCAUGAUAAGAUUAGACUGAGUAAAGAACAGGCGGAUGAGUUUUUUAGGUGUUUGGAGGAGGAUACGAGGUUGUUGGCGGAGCAUGGGGCGGUGGAUUAUUCGUUGUUUUUGGUGAGGAUGCAGACUACUGCUUCUACUUCUACUCCCUCGGGCUCGGGCCAGGGGCAGGGAAAUAGGCCUGAUCCUGCGGCUGCUCCCUCUUCAUCGGAAGCGGUAUUGGAGGAGGUGGCGCCGCCGACCGAGGGCCCGUCGGUGCCGCCUGGUCCACCGUCGUGGAGGACCGGGAUAGCGUCGGCGGAUGGAAAGUAUAUCUACCGAGCGUCGAUCUUGGACUUUUUCUGGGCAAAGCAUAAGUUGCAGCCGAUGGUGAUGACGGUUUUGAUCAAGUUAUGGAAUUUGUUAAUCAGUAAACAGGGGCCAAUGAGUAUUACGACUACGCCCGAGGAGUAUAGGCAGAGGUUUUUGAAGAUGUGUAGGAGUUAUGUGGAGGUUGUUGGGGAGUUGUCGGUCGAGUGAGUGAGGAGGGGAGGUGCAUAUGGGAGUGUUUGGAGUUUGUAGGGGCUGCGAUACCCAUUGUUGUUUUUUUUUUUUUUUGUUUCUGUUGUAGUCAUCAUCGCUAUCAUACUUACCGUACUGCGAGAGGGGGGGGUCUUACAAACUCUCCGCGAACCGUUCUUAAUAGUCAGAAAUUUACUAAUUUGUCCUUAGA